UUUCAUAUGGUCAUCGGUUGUUUUUGAUUCCUUCUCGCCUCUUCCGACUACGAGACAACGACGAAACCUGUGAACCCGAACAACGYCUUUUAAGUUCGUACUCAGACCCCCAGGCCCUCUGAAAGCCUUACACAUGCAAGGUUUGCCGGAUGCCAUCGAUGGGACGAUGGCCCCGCCGCCSUCGCCGGAGCCCAUGAAGGUAUACCUUAGGCUUCGACCAAGGAACAAAUUGGAGACCAUGAAACGAGGGAAAGACUGCAUCGAACUACACGAGGAUCCAAAGCGGAUAACAGUAGACUCCCCGCGAUUGGGUGAGCACGAGUUCUCCUUCGACCAGGUCUUUGAUGAAUUUUCGAGUCAGGAGGAAGUCUAUCGAGAGAGCRUCUCUGCGAUCCCCCCCAGGCUCGUCCGGGGUGUCAACACAACAAUUCUUGCGUACGGACAGAGCGGGAGCGGCAAGACCCACACCUUGCUUGGGGAAGGGCUGGGCGUCGAACUGAAUACCCUGGCUGCCGGACCUCAAUCCACCGAGUAUGGAUCAACGACGCGUGACCCAAGGGAGCGCACAAGMAACUCUUCCAUGACGGAAGAUCAAUACGGUAUGACAACUGCAAACCAUCUCCACAGGAAAAAGCUAGAUCCGAAACAGCAUCCGAACGUGACGGCGGGAAUGAUCCCACGAGCGRUCGCCCACAUCUUCGAUCUCCUUUACGAGUCUACCUCKAGCGAUAGCUCGGUGGAAUUUACGAUAAGGUGUUCGUACGUUGAGAUCUAUUUAGACAGAAUUACGGAUCUUCURCAGCCGGCACGCSAGGAAAACGCGAUCCGGGUGGGCCGGACGAGCUACGGUGGGUCGGAAGACGAAGCCUGCAUCGUGGGAGCAACCGAGCUCUGCUGUGUGUGUCCCGAGGACGUUUACGCCGUCCUCGCCAGGGGACAGGCGCUGAGAACAAAGGCGGCAAACGACGCAAGCGUCGAUUCGAGCCGAUCGCACGCCAUCUUUACGCUUCRCCUGGAAAAAACUGACAAGGCCACGGGCRAACURAGUCGGAGCCGGAUGCAAGUCUUUGAUUUGGCGGGCAGCCAGGGCACACCRAACCCGAAGGCAGCAGCGACCAGUGAUUCGGCAACCGAUGCAGAACGGAGCAUGGUGAAUGCGUCGCUGGCAAGCAUACAUCGGAUUGUCCGGACGACCCUCAAGCACCAAAAACACCAACGGAAUAUGGGGCAAGUCUCCUAUUCCCAACCRUCCGUAUCGUUUCCUUUGUCGAAAGUAGCAAAAAUCCUACAGCCUUCCAUCGGGGGAAAUACAUAUACCACCAUGAUUUGCACAGGAUCACCUUCAAGUUACAGCAUCGAUGAAACUAUACAAACAAUAUCCUUUGCUCAGAUGAUGCAAAAAAUCUACAACAUGCCUCGGGGAGCGUUUCAGGGGUAUACUCUCCAAGGRUACCAGAUGCAACUCUCCCUGACUCAACAACGCCAGCAUCAAAUGUCGAAAUUCAUACGCCUCCUUGCACAAGAAUGCAAACACGGAAAGAAAAAAUCAAGAGAGCCAAAGAAUCAAAAAGUAUGGGAUGCGGUUUUGCAAAUAGUGGAAGCCGACAAAGCGAGAAAGGAGAAGAUGGCAAACGCCAGUGGCAACGAGAUUGCUGCCGACUACGAUGGUUUGUGCAUCUCGGUAUUCGAAGAAGGGGAGAAGGAAAAAGAAAUUCGGGAUCUACGUGCUAGAUUGGCCAGCGCCGAAAACAAACUCCGACAAGAAUGUGCCGCUCGAGAAAAAUUCGAGUCGGCCUAUAGGGACGCCACGUCUGAGCUGGUUGCUCUAAAAAGCCAACGGGAAUCGUUUGGAAAGCACAAGCGCAARCUUGAGGAGAAACUGUUGAUGGCUAAAGCGAAAAACRAAGAAAUGUCGGCGACCAAGACCGACCUCGAGCACAAACUGAGGACGAGUCAAUUCCGAGAGAACGAAUCCAUACUAUUUUUGCGGCAAUUUCGGACGUUUUACUUUCGUCUUUUGCGGAAUAAAGCAGCUCACGGGAGCGGAAACACGAGGGAAGUAAUGGAGGAAGCAAAAAAUAAGAUUCCUGGAACAGCUCCGGAUUUGGAAGAUCUUUUGGAUGUGGACAAAAUGAUGGUCAAAAGUGGAAUCAUCGAGAGCUCGGAAAUUGGUGCCGAUACGCCAACUUCCGAUUACAGCCCUUCGAAAAGUGCGCUUACGAAAAGUUCUCGAGAAGCGAAAGCAGCGGAAGAGCGAGAAAUGGCCUUGAUCGAGGACGAAAUGRCAGAAGAAUUUGGUCCAUCCAAGGGGUUGACACGUGGCCAGCUUAUAGCCUGCCGACAGAAAUUGCUAUUGUCACCUUCCGGUUUAUUAGCAAUCGAAAAGGAAAAGGAGGUAGAGAAAACACUUUUGCAACUCUCGGAAAAGUGCAUGGGUCUUCAGAAUUCUUUAAGCGCAGAAAAAUCGAUGGUUCAAGCACUUUCGGGUCGGCAAGGAGCAAUGACCAAAAUGAAGCAAAUUCAAGACA
Molecule: messenger RNA, 2528 nt
Organism: Pseudo-nitzschia multistriata
Lineage: Eukaryota; Bacillariophyta; Bacillariophyceae; Bacillariales; Bacillariaceae
Source: the annotation of a GenBank genome assembly